UUAUGACACACGAGAUAGAAAAUAUAAUCUAAACCUAAUUCAACACCUUUUAAUUGACAAAUUCCUCCUUCUUCCAAAGGGUAAAAAGGAAAAAAAUAAAUAGGAUUUUCUGUACGAACAAGCACGCCUUUGCACUGACACAACUGGUUUCAAAAGACAAGUCCUUUUCAGAGAAACAAACACUUUUCACAGAUUAAGCUAAGCGCCUAGGACUAGUUACCGAACAUAAACGACAACACCACCUUAAUUGAUUUGCCCUCCCCCGCACCCCCCCCUCCCCCAAAGAAAAAAAAAAAACCUACCGAAUCAUAACUGAAAAUACCAAACAAUAUCACAAAAUGGCGGGAGGGUUUAACUAGAAAGCUUAAACUUGUGUAAGAAUGGUGAUAAAGCUUCUCACUUUCUUUCAUAGGCAAGUUUCUGUUUCUCUUACUAGGAGGAAGUCUUACCUUCAAUGGAGAUGUCUUUCUUACACUAUCAACCACCCUUUUGAAUACCCUUCAAUGGACCAUACUUUAGCUUCAGUGCAUUCAAUUGCUUCAAACCCGUGUUUUGCUCUCCUGGGUUUUUGCAAAAACAUCGAUUCUCUCAAGAAAGUCCACGCUUUGUUCAUUAUAAAUGGCCUCAAAGGUGAUCUUUUAUGUGACACCAAAUUGGUUAGCCUGUAUGGAUCAUUUGGGCAUGUUGGUUAUGCCCGGUGUAUGUUUGAUCGAAUUCCUGACCCAGAUUUUUAUUCCUGGAAAGUGAUGAUCAGAUGGUAUUUUUUGAACGAUUUGUAUAUGGAGAUUAUUGGGUUUUAUGCUCGUAUGAGAAUGAGGGUUAGAACGUGUGAUAAUGUUGUCUUUUCGGUUGUGUUAAAGGCAUGCACCGAAUUGCGGGAUAUUGAUGAAGGGAGGAAAAUACAUAGCAAUAUUGUCAAGGUAGGAAAUCCUGAUAGUUUUGUUCAAACUGGUCUUGUUGAUAUGUACGCUAAAUGUGGAGAAAUCGAAUGUUCUCGUAAGGUUUUCAGUGAAAUUCUUCAUAGAAAUGUGGUUUCUUGGACUUCGAUGAUUGCAGGGUAUGUACAAAACAAUUGCGCUAAAGAAGCGUUGGUUUUGUUUAAUAGGAUGAGAGAAGCAAUGGUUGAGAGUAAUCAAUUCACGUUAGGGAGCUUAGUGACUGCUUGUGGAAAGUUAGGGGCUUUGCAUCAGGGGAAAUGGGUGCAUGGAUAUGUUAUUAAGAACGGUAUUGAACUUAAUUCCUAUAUGGUGACUGCUAUUUUAGACAUGUAUGUUAAGUGUGGCAGUAUAAGAGAUGCCCGUUCUGUAUUUGACAAUCUUUCUUCUGUUGAUCUUGUCUCAUGGACCGCAAUGAUUGUUGGAUAUUCUCAGAAUGGAUUCCCUGAUGAGGCUUUGAAGUUGUUCAUUGAUAAGAAAAGUUUUGGGAUAUUGCCCAAUUCCGUUACCAUUGCAACUUUGCUUUCAGCAUGUGCACAGUUGAGCAAUUUGAGUUUUGGAAGGUUAGUUCAUUCUUUGGGGAUUCAGCUCGGACUUCAGGAUCCAACAGUGAUAAAUGCUCUAGUGGACAUGUAUGCAAAGUGUGGAAUGAUUAGAGAUGCUAGGUACAUAUUUGAGACAGUCUCAGACAAGAAUUUAAUUGCCUGGAACUCAAUCAUUUCUGGUUAUUCACAAAAUGGGUCUACAUAUGAAGCCCUUGAACUGUUUAAUCAAAUGAGGUCAAAAUCUGUAUCACCUGAUGCUGUCACACUGGUUAGCAUCUUCUCAGCCUGUGCUUCACUUGGUGCUGUCCAUGUUGGUUCUUCUCUUCAUGCUUACUCUAUAAAAGAUGGCCUAUUAUCUUCUAGUGUUUAUGUUGGCACUGCACUUUUGAAUUUCUAUGCCAAAUGUGGGGAUUCUAAAUCUGCUCGUGUCAUAUUUGACAAUAUGGGAGAGAAAAACAGUGUCACAUGGAGUGCAAUGAUUGGUGGUUAUGGAAUUCAAGGGGACAGUUGUGGGUCCCUUGCACUUUUUAGUGAUAUGGUUAAGGAAAACUUGGAGCCAAAUGAAGUAAUCUUCACAACCAUUUUAUCCACCUGUAGCCAUACAGGGAGGCUGGGGGAAGGAUGGAAAUAUUUUAAUUCAAUGUGCCAGGACUAUAAAUUUGUUCCUUCCAUGAAGCACUAUGUAUGCAUAAUUGAUAUGUUGGCCCGUGCUGGAAGGCUUGAAGAAGCCUUGGAUUUUAUUGACAAAUUGCCUAUUCAACCAGAUCUUAGUUUGUUUGGAGCUUUUCUUCAUGGAUGUGGACUUCAUUCAAGAUUUGAUCUAGGAGAGAUGGCUGUCAAGAAAAUGCUAGAUUUACAUCCUGAUAAGGCUUGUUAUUAUGUGCUUAUUUCUAACUUAUAUGCCUUAGAUGGAAGAUGGAAUCAGGUUAAUCAGGUAAGAGAACUGAUGAAGCAGAGAGGAUUGAGCAAGAACCCUGGUUAUAGCAUCACAGAGAUGGAUACUAAUAAAGACCUUUCAUUUUCUAGAGUAGCAUGUCUUGCUUAGUCUUUUUACAUGCAUCCUUGGAAUCGAUAGGAUCUUAUUGGUAAAACUGAAGGUAAUCAGGGACUGCAUUGAACUUAUGAAGGUUCUCUUAAGGAAAUGUUGAAUUCUGGAUGUUGGUUUGUACUAGAACUUGUGGCUGGUUCAAGUUGAAAAUGUCCUGAGUACAGAUUUCGAAUAGCUCGAAUCUUCAUGGGUACAUCUUAGAUUUGGGCAACGAAACUCAUGGCCAGAAAUUAAGGUAGACUGGGAAGG
Messenger RNA from Durio zibethinus, 2777 nucleotides. RefSeq names its product Pentatricopeptide repeat (PPR) superfamily protein. Gene Ontology annotation, molecular function: RNA binding; protein binding. The record is from RefSeq and is a predicted model, not a curated record. Gene Ontology annotation, biological process: RNA modification. NCBI's taxonomy places the organism in Eukaryota, Viridiplantae, Streptophyta, Magnoliopsida, Malvales, Malvaceae.